AAUUAUAUGCAUGUGUCAAUCUUGGGAAAGUCCAUGUGUGAUAUAUUAGACCAGUACUAGAUUCUCCCCAUGAUGGCCUUAUUUUACUUCCUAAAUAUUUUCAUAUUCCUUGGUUCUCUUUCUCUCAUUAGAGGAAGUGACGAACCUUGUCAGAAUCUGGCAGGCACGUGCCAGGACGACCAUAUGUCAUGCGAGGGAACCUACAUAACUGGACAUUGUUCUGGGGGAACUCAUCGGAGAUGUUGUGUGUCUCCAAGGUCUACAGACAUAGGAGAUGGAGUGAAAAUUUACUCACGUGAAAGCUGGGGAGCUAGAGAGCCAAAACACUUCCAGGUCUUUUCUAAACCAGCCAGCCUCUUUUUCAUCCACCACACUGCUGGCCACUCGUGUCAUGACUUCGAUUCUUGUGUAACUGCCUUAAAAGGAAUACAGAAUUUCCACAUGGACACACGAGGGUGGGAUGACAUUGGCUAUAGUUUCUUAGUUGGACAGGACGGCCAAAUUUACGAGGGGCGGGGUUGGGAUCACGUUGGUGCGCACACAUUGCAUUAUAACACGCGUGGUUACGCAGCUUCCUUCAUGGGCAACUACAUGACGCAUCCACCAAAUGACGCGUCUCUGCAUGCCGCACAGAAGCUUAUUGAAUACGGAGUAAGCAAGGGAUACAUUUCGUCUACAUAUAAACUAUACGGACAUCGUGAUGUGGGGAGUACAGCUUGCCCCGGCGAUGCUCUUUACCCAGUCAUUCAAACAUGGCCACAUUAUAGUCACAUUAAGCCAUGAAAAAAAAACAAAACAUAUUUCUGAAUUAAAAUUUUAUUUACAAACUGUGUUCAAUUAUCUUCUAAUCAUUAUGAGUACAUAUUAAAGUAUGUACGGAAUAUACAUUGUACCGGUAUGAUGAUCAGUUUCUUUUAACUACGUUCACUUUGCAAAAAUUAGAAUAUUGUGUACUUACAUUAUAUCUGUGUUUGGAAACUGGUCUUUCAAAUGAGACUGUAUAAACUGAUGUCCCGUGUCGAGGUAGGUGCUGACAG
Messenger RNA from Saccostrea cuccullata (small rock oyster), 1037 nucleotides. RefSeq names its product peptidoglycan-recognition protein SC2-like. The record is from RefSeq and is a predicted model, not a curated record. The transcript has 4 exons. Gene Ontology annotation, biological process: peptidoglycan catabolic process; innate immune response. Gene Ontology annotation, molecular function: peptidoglycan binding; zinc ion binding; N-acetylmuramoyl-L-alanine amidase activity. Lineage: Eukaryota; Metazoa; Mollusca; Bivalvia; Ostreida; Ostreidae. The coding region runs from base 70 to 783 and encodes 237 amino acids.